Etheostoma spectabile (orangethroat darter) is the source of this 2222-nucleotide messenger RNA. RefSeq names its product T-box transcription factor 1 (gene tbx1). Gene Ontology annotation, molecular function: RNA polymerase II cis-regulatory region sequence-specific DNA binding; DNA-binding transcription factor activity, RNA polymerase II-specific. Gene Ontology annotation, cellular component: chromatin; nucleus. The transcript has 8 exons. The record is from RefSeq and is a predicted model, not a curated record. Bases 1 to 1557 code for a protein of 518 amino acids. Gene Ontology annotation, biological process: positive regulation of DNA-templated transcription; regulation of transcription by RNA polymerase II; cell fate specification. Lineage: Eukaryota; Metazoa; Chordata; Actinopteri; Perciformes; Percidae.
AUGGACGACGGCGGUCCCCUCUCUCCAAAGGCAAAUGCUUUCAGUAUUGCCUCUCUGAUUUCGGCUGCAGAGCAAGCAGGAAGCGCAGCGUUUGACAAACAGAGCACCGGCCUGGACAAGCCAGACCUGCACAACCACAGCUCCUUUAAAAUGCACUACAGCACUGUCACCCGGGAAAUGGAAGCCAUAUCCAGUCCGUGGCUGACGCAGCUGUCCCAUUUUUGCGAUGUUGCAGCCUUCACGACGAGCAGCCUGAGCAGCCUCAACACGCCGGGGGGCUACCACCUCUCUCCGUCCCCCGGGGACCCCUACAGCCAACAUGAGUCCCACUUUGAGCCCUGCCCGGCCGCACAGCACAACUACAACUACCCGGGCUCUAACCCGGGCCAGGCGCCGGCGAGUGACAGCGGGACUCCCAACUGCUCCUCGUCGUCCGCCAACUCCACGCCGAACGGCAAAACCCUAGUGAAGAAGAACCCCAAAGUGGCCAACAUUAACGUUCAGCUGGAGAUGAAAGCUUUAUGGGACGAAUUUAAUCAGCUGGGCACGGAGAUGAUCGUCACCAAGGCUGGCAGGAGAAUGUUUCCAACUUUCCAAGUGAAAAUAUUUGGGAUGGAUCCCAUGGCGGACUACAUGCUCCUGAUGGACUUCUUGCCUGUAGACGACAAACGCUACAGGUAUGCUUUCCACAGCUCAUCGUGGCUGGUUGCCGGUAAAGCUGACCCCGCCACACCGGGCAGGGUCCACUACCACCCGGACUCUCCGGCCAAAGGCGCCCAGUGGAUGAAGCAGAUUGUCUCCUUCGAUAAACUCAAACUCACCAACAACCUGUUGGAUGACAACGGCCAUAUCAUUCUGAACUCCAUGCACCGCUACCAGCCCAGGUUCCACGUGGUUUACGUGGACCCCCGCAAAGACAGCGAGAAAUAUGCCGAGGAGAAUUACAAAACCUUUGUGUUUGAGGAAACGCGCUUCACAGCGGUCACGGCCUACCAGAACCACCGGAUCACACAGCUGAAGAUAGCCAGCAAUCCCUUUGCAAAGGGCUUCAGGGACUGUGAUCCAGAGGACUGGCCCAGGAAUCACAGGCCAGGCUCUCUGCCAAUAAUGAGUGCUUUUGCCAGAACAAGAAACCCAAUGUCAUCUCCCCCUCAGCAGAACGGCACAGAGAAAGAGGACAGCAGGCGGGAGUACGAGCGAGACCCCAGCUGCACGCCCAUACACGCCGACCCGGCUCACCAACUGAUGUCCCGGGUCCUCAGCCCCGCCUUGCCCGUCCCGGGAGGCCUCCACGGCGUCUCACUCACCAGUGGGCGACCCAGCCCUCCACACGAUCUCCGCGCAGACCCCCACGCUCUACCCCCAGACACCCUACACCACCACCCUUACAAGUACCCCACCACCUAUGAACACUACCUGGGAGCCAAGACCAGGCCGUCGCCCUAUCCUUUACCCAGUAUCAGAGGACACACGUACCACCACCACAUGAACCCAGCCACAGCUAACAUGUACUCAGCCACCAGUGGCCCCUCUAACUAUGACUACGGGCCCAGAUAAUGGCUGCUGUCCACCGGGGGCUAACGACGCUCAGCACUGUGGGAAUGGAAACUGGCAGGAAAGGGCAACACAGUCCUGUCUUAUUGAUGGCUUACGCAACCUGUGGGGUGCAUUCACGGGCUGAAACUCUGCUGGAUAAACCCUGCCGUAUUUAUUUAAAGGAAAUACAUCUUGGCGUUAAGCACGGGCACCUGCUCCGAGUCUUUGAAGAGGUCUGCUUAGACCUCUGAACCCAAAGGGCAAUAGCUCCACACCUUUUACCCGAGCGGUGCAGACAUUGAGCCAGCAAAGAGAGGAGACAGGACGCACCUCUCCGUAACACAGACAAUACCUUUGAUCACAGACUGGAAUUGAUUUUUUUUUUUUUUGAUGCACUUUUUGAUUUGCCUUGUUUUUAUUGCUUUCAAAAAAGCCAUAUGUUAUAUAGUCCAUCGACCUUCUAGGUAGACGAGAUGUUUGCAUGUUGAGCUCAUCAGAGAGGGUGUCGAAACACACCCAAAUGUUUUUGUUUGAGGAAUAAAAAAAGAAAAAAAAAUACAAGAUUUGAUUUUGAAACGUUGUGAACAUCUUGAGCCGCUCUAAGAAGCUUGUACCAUGGCACUGACUUGCAGCAAUUCAAAGUAAAUAAAUGAAGCAGAAUGACUGUUCUGUAUCUGUAAAAUAAA